UGUCCGAAUUGCACACAGCCGACUGCUGGGAAUUUGAUGUCAUAACUCCGGCUGUUGUAUAGAUCGUGUUCCCGAAUUUGCUACUUUCACAUCGGCUGUUUGACUGGGUGACAACAGUAUAGUUUCGCUUUUAAAAUGUAAUUUUUAUUUAUUUGCUGUUGGUUUUGCUUUUGCUUACGAUAAAGAAGUGAUUAACAGCGUGCUGCUCACGUUUCCUUUCCGAUGGUUUUGCCAGUCCCCACACUACUGGGAUGCUGGGUCGCGGUUACAUGCUGCAGUGACCGAGACUUUCGCAGGCUCCCCGGGAAAUCUGCGUUUUCUGGCUCUUCAACCGUAAUAUCUGAAUCCGAACAAUAUUUGAAGUUGAACGCUAAAGUUGAAGUCAAUUCGUCAUCGAAGAAGAGCUUUUGAACGAUCUGUACUAUUUUAGUGAUUUACGUCGUACUUCGGGAGAGGAUCUCGCUGGUACGGGCUGCAGAAGCGCGUCUCUGUGAUGCGCGCCCCUGGAUUUUACGGGACUGGGAUAAAUGUGGCAUUUCUGAGACGCAGGAACUUUGUGCUUUUGUGUGUUGAGCGAUGGGAGCGGCAUGCAUGUUCAGCGUAAAAUAGUUUACAUAACGUUACAUUUUUGCCGGCCGAGGGUCGCGUCGGCUCAGGAUGUCGGAUGGCUCGCUUCAGGUGUAAGCUCGUCCUCGGUACCACACGGACACUCCGCUUUUACAGAUGGACAGACGCCGGGAGAAGUAACGCGUCGCAGGAUUUUUGCACCGUUUUGAUCUGCUGUAUGCAUGCGUGUUAACCGAGAUAGAAUAUUACUGGGAAUUGCAUGAGCUUUCACGUCUUUAAUAUGUGUGCCUUCACAAGAAGAGCUGCAAAGGAUACCCCAGCGAUUGUUUGAUAUUUUCCUCGAAAAGCUCCGAUUCAUGGCUAAAACAACAUCUGACAAGGACAUAUGUUUGUACAUAUCGCAUGUUAUUUGUUUUUAAAUAGGAUGAAAAGUCUUUUAGAUAUUCGGGUGUCGCUCGUAGACGUUUCUUGUUAGUGUUGUAAUGCUGAUGGCGUAAACCCUCUGUUAACAUGGAUGAUAAAUCCAACAAAGUGAUCCUGCUUCCAGUUUUAGCUGUUCUUUUUGUAAUGAUCGGGUACCAAUAUAUAUGUCCUGCAGGGAGUAACUCUUGUCCUCUGAGGACAGGGGAAAAGUUAACGGGACUAAGUCCCCCGUCCGAUGAAUAUUCGUCAGCUGACGAUCUAUACCGAGACCAAGAGCUGGAAGACGAUUACCCUCCUAAAUUUCAGUCGAAAUUUAACUUUACAGAGAGGGACCUGGAUCGUCAGGUGGAUUUCAAUAUCAAAGGAGAAGACGUGAUCGUGUUCCUGCACAUCCAGAAGACGGGCGGGACCACCUUCGGGAGACACCUGGUCAGGAAUAUCCGCCUGGAGAAGCCGUGCGAUUGCAAGCCGGGCCAGAAGAAGUGCACUUGCUACCGGCCCGGUAAAGAGGAGUCCUGGCUCUUCUCGAGGUUCUCAACAGGCUGGAGCUGCGGUUUGCACGCAGAUUGGACCGAGCUCACCAACUGCGUGCCAGAUAUUAUGGAGAAGAAAGAGUCGCAGAAGAACCGGAGGAACUUCUACUACAUCACGCUGCUGCGCGACCCCGUGUCUCGCUACCUGAGCGAGUGGAAGCACGUGCAACGAGGGGCCACCUGGAAGACGUCGCUGCACAUGUGCGAUGGCCGCUCGCCCACGCGGGACGAGCUGCCUACCUGCUACCAGGGCGAUGACUGGUCGGGGGUGGCCCUGUCGGAGUUCAUGGACUGCCCCUCCAACCUGGCCAACAACCGGCAGGUGCGGAUGCUGGCCGACCUCAGUCUGGUGGGCUGUUACAACCUGUCCUCCAUGAACGAGAGCGAGAGGAGCCGGACCCUGCUGAGCAGCGCCAAGGCCAACCUGAAGAACAUGGCCUUCUACGGGCUCACCGAGUUCCAGCGCAAGACGCAGUACCUGUUCGAGCGAACGUUCCGCCUGCGCUUCAUCUCGGCCUUCACGCAGAUCAACAGCACGCGCGCCGCCGCCGUCGACGUGGCCGAGGACGUGCGCCACCGCAUCGAGGCCCUCAACGGCCUCGACGUGCAGCUCUACGAAUUCGCCAAGGACCUCUUCUUGCAGCGCUACCAGUUUGCACGCCAGCGGGACCGCCACGAGGAGCGCAUGCGGAGGCGUGAGGAGCGGCGGCGGCUGCGUGAGCAGAGGGCCUUCCUUGCCAAGCACCGCCGGGGGGCAGAGCCUGAUGGGGCCGAGGUCACCACCACCCAGGACUACGCCAGCCAGGUGGCCUGCUGGUGAUGACGUCACCACAGCGAAAUGCAGCCCCUGGAGGAAAAUGGGGCUAAAAAGAGACCAGCAUUACCUUUAUCUCUCUUUCUCUAUUUCUCUCCCUCAUCACACUCUGUCAUUCAUCCCUUUUCACUCACCUUCAGUGUAAUCUGGUCUCUGACGUUCUCUGAAACACCCCAAAGUCACCAGUCCUGUGACUUGCACAGUAAACAUACCUUGGAGCAUCUCUGUGGUGUCUUAACGUUUAACCUGGGCACACUUAAUUGGUUUACAUAUUUCUGUGACAGAAAUCCCGCUCCAGCCAUUUGGCAUUACGGUUACUAUCAUGCAAGCGUCUCUUCAAACGACAGAGGAAGAUACGCCAUUAGAUACAGUGGAAAUAAGCUGAACAUGUGCUUGUAAUAAGAAUUUGAAGGACUGUGGGUAUCUUGCAGGAUACAGGCGAAUUCUCUAGCCGACAAAAUCCCAUUCGUUUAGGUGAAUCAGGAUAAUUGUAGCUACAUCUGUUGUUCGUGUUUGUACGGCAAGUUUCAUAAUGAACAACGAAAGGAAAAAUGUGAGUCGGCGUUUGCCUCGUGGAAAAGGAGAAAAGGGCAGCUUAAUUCCGGCGUCUAGCUCGCGGUGCAGGUGCGAGGUCCACAUGUAAAAACAUCAGUUUCACAACCUGCUAUUUUACAUUUUCGGUGAUCGAUAUAAUUAUGGAUGAAAGUUUACAAGAAGCAGAAACACAAGGAAUAAUUAUGCGCGGUAGAAAUUCAUGAAAGAAAAAACCCAGUGCAGACCUGAAAUAUUUAGAGCGGCAACCCAGACAUGGGUGUGACAAAGAUAAAACAGGAUCAGAAUCGCGAGAUGCGACAUGUACAUUUGAAACAGGUACUUAGUGUCAGCCGGGAGGUUCUGCACUCUGAGGUCUUUAAUCUCACGCCGGUCUUUGAUGGCUCAAAGACACGCAUCACAGUGCAGGUACAUUUGUCUUGUAUAUAUUAAGGCACAAUCCGAGUGCAACACUUUCUCAUUUAUUUGCAGCCUUUGAGCUGCUGUAAAUAUUGCAAAUGGGGACAAGAGGAGACAUUGUGGUUCUCGCUUUUAAAGCCAUUCUUCUUAAGUGUUCCUUUUGGGCCAUUUUUAGUAGUGAAGCAACAUUGAUGACGUGCUGAUAUGCAAAAAACACCUGGGGGGGGGGGGGGGGGGGGGCUAAAAAAUCUGCCUUUUGCAGGUCCCUUCUUUCAAGACGCCUCACUGUCCCGAAUGAACCCGCAACACCGGCAUUGUGUAAAGUGUCAUCAGUGAGCACAGAAAUCAACCUCUGGCCUUUUAAAAUUAUGUCCUCGUAUUAUUUGUGUCCCACACGUUUCAAUGAAACAUCAAAUGCCAGGCGAAGGCAGCCAUGCCCGCCUCACAAGGCCCCCUGGAGAACGUGUGGCUGUGUGGUCCUGGGGUGUGUUUAAGGCUCUCAUCUACCUUCCCGAAAUGAUAUAUAUAUGCGGGAUGAACCGGCAAUGAAAGGCCCGCGAAGAUGCCAAGAGAUUAUUGUUAUUAUUUAUUUAUUUUUAGUUUUUUCUUUCUUUAUUACGGUCAUAAAACGAAGGUCGUAUAAAGUACCCCUUGAAGCCCAGGAAUUUAGACCCCUCACAUGCUCGGAAGCUGUGGAGACUGGGUGACCGCCGGCUUGUGUUCCAGCACCAUUUGCAUUAUAUUAGAGUUAAUUGCCACUUUCACCUGGGUCACGCGUCUGAUUUAGCGGUUUCAGGAGUUGGGCUUGGUGUGUGAGAGAUGGCGGACGCCCUGUUCCGCACUACAGGGGUGGCCCUUCUGCCGUGCUGAAGUCUCAGAGAUUUACGUUUAUUUUCGUAGGUUUUUGUUUGUCUCCUAUCAUGCUUAAAUCUUCACCUGCAUGAAGGUCAAAUAAGGCAGUGCGAUAAACGUUCCGAUUCAAUCUUCCUCGAAAACAAUGCAGAUCCCUUUCUAGUUCAUUUGAGCUUUUCAGAGAAAGUAGAGACCAUGCACAAUUUCUGUCUCCUCACCGGUGAAUUUUAGGAACAUGCUGAUAUCCAGGUAGAUGCUGACAAUAUCCCUGGUAAAAAUGCUCUUGUUUCCGAAGCAAGAAGCUCGUGGCCUUGUGGAUGUGUAUCUAUAUAUGAUAACGUGUCUUUCUCCAUAUCAGUGUGGUUGUCUUCCUGCUUGGGUCUUUAUGCCUACGUGUGUGUGAGAGUCUUCGUGUGAAUGUGUUAUUUCUGUAGAAAAAGGGGCCAAGCAGGCCGAGUUUCGUAACUUCCAUUCUUGUAUAGCUGGAGUUUGGUUCCCCAGCGCUAAAACGGAACGUUCCCAAAGAAGGAUGGAAUUUUACACACCUGAUAUCGUCACCACAUUCUAAAUAUUUGGGCUCUAACGUAGGAAGCCCCAUUACAGAUAGUCUAAGCUGGCUGCAGCCCCAGUGAAUGCUGGCGACAGCCGGAUCAAAGAGUUCGAUGAAGCGAUUCCACUCAAGGUGCUUUUUCCUGACUGGUUGACAUCAAGAUUUUGUUACUCAUGUAAUUUGUGUUUGAGAUCCAGCUGGAAGACAUGUGGUAGUUGCCUCUGUUCUGGGAAAAAAAAGUAAAAUAUAGGAAAACAUGUGUAUGCUAAGAACACAUUCUUCAGAUAUCUACAGUGUGGCCAUACGAAGUCGGCCAUUUCAAAGUUAUGUGUGAGUCUGUAUGUCCCCAUCUAAAUGAUUGUUAUGUAUACAAAAUGGAGGCCCCAAAGCCACUCAAUGUUGCUACUUAUAUUCUGACAUAUUUGAAAUGCUGACUGGAUCAUAUCAAAGAUGUUAUAAAUAAAUAAAGAAGGAGAACAUCUGAA
Molecule: messenger RNA, 5175 nt
Organism: Brienomyrus brachyistius
Lineage: Eukaryota; Metazoa; Chordata; Actinopteri; Osteoglossiformes; Mormyridae
Gene: hs6st3b
Product: heparan sulfate 6-O-sulfotransferase 3b
Exons: 2
Coding region: 1078-2343 (421 amino acids)
Cellular component (GO): membrane
Molecular function (GO): heparan sulfate 6-sulfotransferase activity
Source: RefSeq, a predicted model, not a curated record